Lingula anatina is the source of this 5272-nucleotide messenger RNA. RefSeq names its product death domain-containing protein 1. Gene Ontology annotation, biological process: signal transduction. The record is from RefSeq and is a predicted model, not a curated record. NCBI's taxonomy places the organism in Eukaryota, Metazoa, Brachiopoda, Lingulata, Lingulida, Lingulidae. Gene Ontology annotation, molecular function: protein binding.
UGUUCGAGUUUAUAAAAUACAGCUUACCUUUGUAGCUACCGGUUUCACAAGAAUUAGGGCAAAGUUCACUGACGUCUGAAGAGCGAGGCCUUGUCCUGUUAGGCCUUGGUAACGGGAUGGUAUUAAUCUACUGCUUCAACCCUGCUAUUUUUUACACCUUUUGAGAGGUACCAUUACUCAGAUAAUUCAGAAGGGAAACCAACCGCAAAGUGCCUUAAGAAAUACAUGUAAUUGUGAAGGCAGGCGACAGUUUUAAAAGACAGACGGCGGGUAUGUCCGACGCUGAGAAAAAUUCCGACGAAUCUGCGGAUGCUCCAGCAGACGACACAUCGAGAGAAGUUAAAAAUGAAGAAGAAGAUGAAGAGAAAGAGAAAGAACUCGACAUUGAACUGGAUGAAAAUUUGAAUCCGAUCACUACUCUUAAAGAAUUGCAAAGCAGGCUGAGGUCAGAGCACAAGAAUGUUGAAGACGGAACGCUGCUGGAGCACUAUGAGAGUAACAGGGUGGCCACCCUCAGAGAUGAAAUUAAGAAUUGUUCACACGAGCUCAAAAAAUGUAAUGUUUAUAUAAUGGCUGCAGCAGACAGCAUCUCGGCUACCCGUGAUGUGAUGGCAGAAGUGGUGCAGACGAUCACAAGUAAACUCAAGCAAGAAUUUAAACCUUUUGAACAUGGAGAUCAUCCUAUGACGAAGGAGGAAAUCUACGCCCUUGAACAAGCAACCAAGGCGCACGACACGUUCGCAGAAGCAGCGAAAGACCUUCAAAACCUUCUCGUGUUCACGGCAGAAAUCAACGAGGCGGCCUGCAAGGCGGCGGCGGCAGCGGCGGCGGCCUCCACGGAAGCAGAGGCCUACGGUGAUACUUUAGAGAAUGCCCAAAAGACACUAGAGGAGGAGGAAGAAGAAAGGCUGAAGAAAGAAGAGGAAGAGAGGAGAAUCCAGGAAGAGGAAGAAGCUGAAAGAAAGAGACAAGAGGAGGAGGAGGCAGAGAGGAAGAGAAAAGAAGAAGAAGAACGCAAAAGGCUAGAGGAAGAAGAGAAGAAAAAGAAGGAAGCCGAUCGAAAGCCCGGGGAGACAGAUGAAGAGAGAGAGCAGCGCCGUAAAGACGAAGAGGAAAAAAAGAAGAAAGAAGAAGAAAUAAAACGGAAGAAGGAAGAAGAAGAGAGGAAAGAGAGAGAAAAAAGAGAUCCCGCCAACUGGACCCCUGUCAUUUGUAACAUUGACAGUGAUGGGUUUGAGAGAGGUAUCGGCUGUAUAGUUCGAUCAAUGGGAGACGAAGUGACACAAGACAAGCUGACAAGUUCUAAAUUGGAUCUAUUAGAUCCUAAUACAUGCAUGAAGCUUGGCGAAAACGAGGAACUGGUGGGUCAUGUCCUCACGAUAGCUGUCGCUGCGGAGCAAGAAGAACAGCUAGAGUUUGAGGAGCCGAUGUGUCUGGCCGUGCCUCACUGUGCGCCCAAGAACGUCAAUUACCGCGUGGUGGUGCUGAAGGUGAAGAACGAGGACGGCAUUUGGUCAGAGGUCCAGACAUGCCGAGAUGUAGUGUUUGAGGAUUACAAGGAUAUUCGCUUCAUUGAAAUGAGCAUGAAGAGCUUCAAGUCAGUAACGUGCGCAGUUGUGACGCGCCUUAAGGACGACAAGGAAGUCAUUAACAAUCGAGGUGGCAAAGUGACGUCUUCAGUGGACUCCAGGAUUUACCUGCAGUUUGCCAAGAACGCGUUUAGAUUGUCUACGCCCGUCAGGCUGCAGGUACAGCCAAUGGACCAGUUAACUGUUAAUGACAUGAAGAGCCGCCACAAGGGGUGCGAGCAGCUGCUCUCCGCCAGCUCCAUCCUCUACCUGAGCAUGACCAACAACUUCAAUGGUGCCCCCACCGUCUCCAUCCCCGCCCCUGGGGGUCUGUCGAAGAAGCGAGCCCGGGGAAGGACCGCUGUGAGCAGAGAUAAGGGAGGACCAAAGCUGCCUGCUAGACCCUCUACUACACAUGGUCAUCAGGAAAAAGCCGAUGAAGAGAACGAAGACGUCCUCCACCUGUUGAUCCAAGGCAAGGGUAACGCCUGGGUGAGGGUGCCUGGGGUGGAGUUCACGCCAGGCAGGGGGGACGUGGUGACCUUCCCUCUGGAAACGCAAACGUCCAGAAAGCUGGAAAGAUCCAUGGUUGGGGUAAAAGAUGAAGGUGGCGAAAUACUACGUCUUGUGGCUGUUCAGGACUUGACUUCUCAUUACUUGAUUUCUACGUCCGAUCAUCCUAUGACGAAGGAGGAAAUCCACGCCCUUGAACAAGCAACCAAGGCGCACGACACGUUCGCAGAAGCAGCGAAAGACCUUCAAAACCUUCUCGUGUUCACGGCAGAAAUCAACGAGGCGGCCUGCAAGGCGGCGGCGGCAGCGGCGGCGGCCUCCACGGAAGCAGAGGCCUACGGUGAUACUUUAGAGAGUGCCCAAAAGACACUAGAGGAGGAGGAAGAAGAAAGGCUGAAGAAAGAAGAGGAAGAGAGGAGAAUCCAGGAAGAGGAAGAAGCUGAAAGAAAGAGACAAGAGGAGGAGGAGGCAGAGAGGAAGAGAAAAGAAGAAGAAAAACGCAAAAGGCUAGAGGAAGAAGAGAAGAAAAAGAAGGAAGCCGAUCGAAAGCCCGGGGAGACAGAUGAAGAGAGAGAGCAGCGCCGUAAAGACGAAGAGGAAAAAAAGAAGAAAGAAGAAGAAAUAAAACGGAAGAAGGAAGAAGAAGAGAGGAAAGAGAGAGAAAAAAGAGAUCCCGCCAACUGGACCCCUGUCAUUUGUAACAUUGACAGUGAUGGGUUUGAGAGAGGUAUCGGCUGUAUAGUUCGAUCAAUGGGAGACGAAGUGACACAAGACAAGCUGGCAAGUUCUAAAUUGGAUCUAUUAGAUCCUAAUACAUGCAUGAAGCUUGGCGAAAACGAGGAACUGGUGGGUCAUGUUCUCACGAUAGCUGUCGCUGCGGAGCAAGAAGAACAGCUAGAGUUUGAGGAGCCGAUGUGUCUGGCCGUGCCUCACUGUGCGCCCAAGAACGUCAAUUACCGCGUGGUGGUGCUGAAGGUGAAGAACGAGGACGGCAUUUGGUCAGAGGUCCAGACAUGCCGAGAUGUAGUGUUUGAGGAUUACAAGGAUAUUCGCUUCAUUGAAAUGAGCAUGAAGAGCUUCAAGUCAGUAACGUGCGCAGUUGUGACGCGCCUUAAGGACGACAAGGAAGUCAUUAACAAUCGAGGUGGCAAAGUGACGUCAUCAGUGGACUCCAGGAUUUACCUGCAGUUUGCCAAGAACGCGUUUAGAUUGUCUACGCCCGUCAGGCUGCAGGUACAGCCAAUGGACCAGUUAACUGUUAAUGACAUGAAGAGCCGCCACAAGGGGUGCGAGCAGCUGCUCUCCGCCAGCUCCAUCCUCUACCUGAGCAUGACCAACAACUUCAGUGGUGCCCCCACCGUCUCCAUCCCCGCCCCUGGGGGUCUGUCGAAGAAGCGAGCCCGGGGAAGGACCGCUGUGAGCAGAGAUAAGGGAGGACCAAAGCUGCCUGCUAGACCGUCUACUACACAUGGUCAUCAGGAAAAAGCCGAUGAAGAGAACGAAGACGUCCUCCACCUGUUGAUCCAAGGCAAGGGUAACGCCUGGGUGAGGGUGCCUGGGGUGGAGUUCACGCCAGGCAGGGGGGACGUGGUGACCUUCCCUCUGGAAACGCAAACGUCCAGGAUAUUAGUGUUGAAAACCAAGAGCACGGCAGAGGCAGCACAUAUAGCAGCCAUACCCAACAUAGUCGACACCUAUCUACAGGAGCGGGUGGUCAAGUUCUUAUUUCGACAGAAGGAAGCUGACCCCAGCAUGGCCGUGGUGGACUGCGUCAGGGCAGACAAGUGUGAAAAAUCAAGCGACUAUUACAAGACAGAGGGAUAUGGUUAUGGCCCAGUGCCCAGUAAAGAUAUUAUUCUUCACGAAGGUCAGGAGGUGAAGGUCACCUUUCGAGGGAAUCUCCAGUUCGAAGGCGACUCGCACCUGAAGUUUGUGUUCAAUUCCAAUUUGGACAGCGCCCGCACGCAGGCAGUUUUGGUCCACAAAGACUUCUAUGCCCAGAAGGGUUUUGACUCGUACAUGGGCCACGCCCAGUUCUGGACUGACGUCACGGGGGAUGAGAACCACAACGAGGUCAUGUUGUGUGAAAUGUGUGUCAAGAUACCCAAGCCCCCACCUCAAAACCCACAACCACUGAACCGUGUGCCAUUGCAGAUGCAGGCGGCGGGAAUAUUAACCACGGAAACCAUGCAACACGUCGCUAAACAGAUCGGAGAGGACUGGGAAGCUUUGGCUGCGCACCUACAUCUAAAGAAGGCAACCAUCCAGCAGAUUAAGCGAGAAAACUAUGACGCAGACUCGGAUAAACUGGCCUAUGGCGCGCUGCAACAUUGGUACAAACACGCAAACAGAGGCGCGGACAAGGUUAAAAAGCUAUGCGAAGCCCUCGAAAACUGCAGUCACAGUGAGCUGGCGGCGGAACUGCUCGAGAAAGAAGAGCGGUAUAAACUUGCACAGAAUAGGAAGGUCGAAGAGGCUAAUCUACGCAAAGCUUACACUAGUAUAACCCAUAGCAAUACAGUCAUAAAUGAAUGGAAAAUGCUAGCGAGAGAGCUGGGGGUGCCGGAGUCCGACAUCAGUGCCAUAGAGAGUGACCACGGCAACAGUCUGAAGGAGCAAUGUUACCAGAGUUUACUCAAGUGGCAAGAGAUCAAAGGACACGAUGCGACUCUCAGGGCGUUGAUCGACGUCCUUCGUGAAUGUCAGUAUAAGAACGUGGCAGAUCAGUUACAAGGAAGAUUCAACGUCCAGCCGCUAGCGGAAGUAGAGGAAGAAUGAUCCCCCAAUAGGCGGAGCUGUUUGCCAUAAACAUUUUUUUCAAAAAAUGAACUAUAAUUCCAUACCUGCAAACGGUUAAAAGAUCAAAAUUACUGAUAAAUACUUUCAUUUGCAUGAAAAAACGCAUGCCCCGUCAUGAGGUAUUUUUCUCGUUUUGGAGAUGUCAAAUCUCACUGUGCUACACUAAUAUUGCCCAAGCCUUAAUACUUUGAUAACUAAAAUUCUUUCUUAAUCAAAUUUUCACUAGUACAAAGAUUUAAAUUAAGGUGGCUUUUGUUGUUAACUCUGUGUCAUGUUGUCAGUGAAGUGGCCUCCGUCCUGUAUUGACUAACCCGCAUGUGAUCUCUGUAUAGCGAAUGUAAGCGUGUAUAUAUAGAACUAGUCAGGUUUGAAAUAAAAACGCCAAACGUUCA